Messenger RNA from Dermatophagoides farinae (American house dust mite), 1947 nucleotides. RefSeq names its product SEC61 translocon subunit alpha (gene Sec61alpha). Gene Ontology annotation, cellular component: membrane. The record is from RefSeq and is a predicted model, not a curated record. NCBI's taxonomy places the organism in Eukaryota, Metazoa, Arthropoda, Arachnida, Sarcoptiformes, Pyroglyphidae. Gene Ontology annotation, biological process: protein transport.
GAAUUAAAUCAUUGGCUUGAUUAUUUGAAUUACAAAAAAUAAAAAUAAAAAAUUCGAUUCGAUUUUGAUUCAAUUCUCAUCGAAGAAAAAUAAGCGAACGUAAGCUUAUUUUUCUAUACAAUCAUUGAAAAUUAUUCAAAUCAAGUCAAACCAACCAAUCAAUCAGCUCCACGACCAUUAAAAAUUAUAUCAUCAGAAAACGACCACGACGAUAAAAACACCACCGCCAGCACAUCAAAUAAAUUUUUUUUUCCCAUUCAUCAUUGAAUUCUUUUUCAAAUGAAUGAAUGAUUCUCGUAUAGAAACUCGUUAUUAAAUUGGAAUCGUUUGUUUAUCUCAUUUUUUCUCCAUUCUUGAAGAUCUAAGAUUCUAUCAAAGAAAUUUUUUUUACUGGUUACAUUUUGUUAUUUUUUUUAUUGAUUGAUUUAUCGUUGUUGCCAAGAUGGCCAUAAAAUUUUUGGAAGUGAUCAAACCAUUCUGCGGCAUAUUGCCCGAAGUUGCCAAACCAGAACGUAAAAUUCAAUUCCGUGAAAAAGUAUUAUGGACAGCUAUCACUUUGUUCAUUUUUUUGGUAUGUUGCCAGAUACCAUUAUUUGGUAUAAUGUCAUCGGAUUCGGCUGAUCCAUUCUAUUGGAUGCGUGUUAUUUUGGCUUCGAAUCGUGGUACACUUAUGGAAUUGGGUAUAUCACCUAUUGUUACAUCUGGAUUGAUCAUGCAAUUGUUGGCCGGUGCUAAAAUCAUUGAAGUUGGUGAUACGCCUAAAGAUCGUGCUUUGUUCAAUGGUGCACAAAAACUUUUCGGUAUGGUCAUCACGAUAGGUCAGGCUAUUGUUUACGUCAUGACAGGAAUGUAUGGUGAUCCCAGUGAUAUUGGUGCUGGUAUUUGUAUGUUGAUCAUCAUUCAAUUAUUUGUGGCUGGUUUGAUCGUUCUGCUGUUGGAUGAAUUAUUACAAAAAGGUUAUGGUCUUGGAUCUGGAAUAUCAUUGUUUAUCGCUACGAACAUUUGUGAAACUAUCGUUUGGAAGGCAUUCUCUCCAGCAACAGUAAACACUGGUCGUGGUACUGAAUUCGAAGGCGCCAUCAUCGCUUUGUUCCAUUUGUUGGCCACACGUCAUGACAAAAUUCGUGCACUUCGUGAAGCUUUCUAUCGUAACAAUCUACCCAAUCUGAUGAAUUUGUUGGCCACCAUUUUGGUUUUUGCUAUUGUUAUCUAUUUCCAAGGUUUCCGUGUUGAUCUACCAAUCAAAUCAGCUCGUUAUCGUGGUCAAUACAGUUCAUAUCCGAUUAAAUUGUUCUAUACGUCGAACAUCCCGAUCAUUUUGCAAUCCGCUUUGGUUUCUAACCUAUAUGUCAUUUCGCAAAUGUUGGCCGUUAAAUUUAGUGGUAAUUUCUUUGUCAAUUUACUUGGUGUUUGGUCCGAUUCAGCUGGCGCUGCUCGUGCCUAUCCGGUUGGUGGCCUUUGUUACUAUUUAUCACCACCAGAAACAUUGGGCCAUAUUAUUGAAGAUCCAGUACAUGCCGUCCUGUAUAUUGUAUUCAUGUUAGGAUCAUGUGCAUUCUUUUCCAAAACCUGGAUCGAAGUUUCCGGUUCGAGCGCCAAAGAUGUGGCAAAACAAUUGAAAGAACAACAAAUGGUAAUGCGUGGUCAUCGUGAAAAAUCAAUGAUUCACGAACUUAACCGUUACAUACCGACGGCGGCUGCUUUUGGCGGUCUUUGUAUUGGCGCUUUAUCGGUAUUGGCCGAUUUUCUUGGAGCAAUCGGUAGCGGAACCGGUAUCCUAUUAGCUGUCACAAUCAUUUAUCAAUAUUUUGAAAUUUUUGUCAAAGAACAAAAUGAAUUGGGCGGCAUGAGUACAUUGCUAUCAUAAAGAAAUGUAAUGUAAAAGAAUUUAUUCCAUAACAGAAAAAAAAAUAAAAUAACAAUAAAGAUGAUCCAUUAAAAAAACAA